This is a messenger RNA of Caenorhabditis elegans, 1305 nucleotides long. RefSeq names its product Zinc/iron permease (gene zipt-3). The record is from RefSeq and is marked reviewed. Gene Ontology annotation, cellular component: membrane. Gene Ontology annotation, molecular function: metal ion transmembrane transporter activity. The coding region runs from base 15 to 1106 and encodes 363 amino acids. Lineage: Eukaryota; Metazoa; Nematoda; Chromadorea; Rhabditida; Rhabditidae. The transcript is spliced from 6 exons. Gene Ontology annotation, biological process: metal ion transport; zinc ion transport; transmembrane transport.
AAAAUGCACUAAAAAUGGAACAAUUUUUGUUUAUGACAACAUCAGCUUUUGCUGUUUUCAUUCUUCUUCUGAUCUCAACAUCGAUACCGUACACUUUUCUAAGGACAUGUUGUGUAAACGCUUCAAAAACAUCAAUCUCAUUCCUGGGAUGUGCUUCAUGCGGUGUCUUCAUUGCCACGUGUUUCCUCGGACUUGUCCCUCAUGUCAGACAUCAAGAAAUGCAUUUAAGAGGGAAUCAGACGAUAGUUGAUAGUUAUGGAUGGAUUCCAUCGACUGAUCAAUUAGUUAUUAUUGGAUUCCUGAUAAUUUUGAUAACUGAGCAAAUCAUUCACGGAAUCGGACAUUCAAUCGGAAAUGGCCAUUCACAUUCAGGACACAGCCCACUGGCAACAAGUGAUUCAAUUAAAAUGAACAAGUUCCACGAUGAGGAAGAAGGAGAGGAUCACGUUCCACUUGUUGCAAUGGAUGAUGAUGCAGAUGAAAUUAUUUUCCGACAGAACACGAGCCCUCAUCACCAUGCACCUUCAUCAGGACAUUGUCGAACUGCCCCCGGUGGAUCAAUGAACAUUCGUGUCUGGUUUCUUCUUCUUGGAAUGUCAGUUCAUUCAUUCUUCGAAGGAGUUGCUCUCGGCGUUCAGAAUGAUUCAAACGCGUUUUGGCAGAUUUUGAUUGCCGUCCUUUUUCAUGAAGUGCUGUGUUGUGUCUCGUAUGGAGUUCAACUGGCAAAGCAUAAUGCUUCAAGAAAGUAUGCAUGGACUUCAUCAAUCUUCUUGUCAGCUACAAUUCCAGCUGGAAUGAUUCUCGCUACAACGAUUGACGGAAUCGAAAACGACAUGUGGCAAAGAAUUGGAAGAUAUUGGCUUGAAGGAUUAGCAGCAGGAACUUUUGUACACGUGGCUCUUGUUGAGCUUCUUCCAAUGGAGUUGCAUUCAGAUGACAGCGGAGAAGGAGGUCAUGGACAUAGUCAUAAUGUUAUUGCUGACACAACUCAUUCACACUCAAAUCAUUCUUCUUCUCAUUGGAUUUCACUCGUCAAGUCGCUAUUCGUGGCCGCUGGAAUCGGAAUAUUUGUAAUUAUAAAAUCACUCAUUGGUGAGCACCAUUGAGCUCAUCUUAAUUUAUCUUAUUUUCAAUUAUUAUCUUUUUUGUUCAUAUUUAUUCAUCAUUUCUUCAAUUGUAGUCACUUUAAUUCAUGUGUUGUGAGCAUUCUCCCCAAAGUUCCCCCAAUCCAUUGAUGCAUAAUUUUGAAAUUCAUCGUUCUGAUCUCGGUCUUUUUUUUUAAAUAAUAAAAAUUUGCAUUUUUCG